UGUGGUUCUUUUAAAGUUUGUGUUUGUUCGCAGAAGGUUCGCUUCAGAUAGAACUUCAGGAAAAUGUCUGACGCCGAAGGGGGAUAUUGAAAGCAUUGUGGCACAAGAGAAAAUUCUUGAUUUACUCUAGAAAUUGAGAGUCUACUGGUUAACUUUGGUGGUCCUCAGAUAAAUGUUAUCCUUUUUUAACAUGAAAACAACUGAUUAUUUUGGGACCUGCAAAGUAAACACGUGUUAACUCGAGGAUGUUUUUAGAGAGGAAAUCCCCACUCAGGCCCCAGCAACUGGGGGAGCAAUGGACGUCAACCAAGCCCUACAACAAGUCCUUAAAAAUGCCCUAAUUCAUGAUGGAGUUGUUCACGGACUUCACGAGUCUGCCAAAGCUCUAGACAAGAGACAGGCUGUUUUAUGUAUUUUGGCGGAGAAUUGUGAUGAACCAAGGUAUAAACAGUUAGUACAGGCACUUUGUGCCGAACAUCAAAUUGAUUUAAUCAAGGUUGAUAACAAUAAAAAACUAGGAGAAUGGUCAGGUUUGUGUAAAAUUGACAACACAGGAAAGGCAAGGAAAGUUGUUGGAAGUUCAUGUGUAGUGAUUAAGGACUAUGGUGAGGAAUCCCUUGCGUUGGAUGUCCUUAGAGGAUACCUAAAGAAUGCCGCAUAAUAUGUUAUCUAAUUUUUUAAUAUAAUAAAAUGUAUACAAAUAA
Messenger RNA from Sitophilus oryzae (rice weevil), 704 nucleotides. It is a transcript of the gene RpS12, whose product is annotated as 40S ribosomal protein S12. Gene Ontology annotation, cellular component: cytosolic small ribosomal subunit; ribosome. NCBI's taxonomy places the organism in Eukaryota, Metazoa, Arthropoda, Insecta, Coleoptera, Curculionidae. Gene Ontology annotation, biological process: translation. Gene Ontology annotation, molecular function: structural constituent of ribosome. The transcript is spliced from 5 exons. The coding region runs from base 296 to 661 and encodes 121 amino acids. The record is from RefSeq and is a predicted model, not a curated record.